Alternaria postmessia is the source of this 1569-nucleotide messenger RNA. RefSeq lists its product as uncharacterized. The transcript is spliced from 2 exons. Gene Ontology annotation, biological process: prenylcysteine catabolic process; prenylated protein catabolic process. Gene Ontology annotation, molecular function: prenylcysteine oxidase activity. The record is from RefSeq and is a predicted model, not a curated record. Bases 1 to 1569 code for a protein of 522 amino acids. Lineage: Eukaryota; Fungi; Ascomycota; Dothideomycetes; Pleosporales; Pleosporaceae.
AUGAUGGUGCAAUGGUUGCGCCUUGCCUCGCUGCUACCUUGCGCGCUAGCUCUCAGAGCCAGUGAACCGCCUCAUCACGCAAGACAGGUCGCUAUCAUAGGUGCAGGUGCAGGUGGCUCAUCCGCUGCGUACCAUCUCGCCCAGUAUGCCGCCGAGGCAGGCAUUCCGACAAACAUCACCGUCUUCGAACGUAACGAUUACAUUGGUGGUCGCACAACGACCGUGAACCCAUGGAACGACCCAACGAUUUCAGUGGAGUUGGGCGGCUCCAUCUUCGUACAAAGCAAUCGCAUAAUGGUGAAAGCCAUGGAGGAGUUCAAUCUAUCGGCUGCCGGGCACGAUCUCGCAGCCCAAAUGGACAUGCCUGAUCUGGGCAUCUGGAAUGGACGUGAAUUUGUUAUCGUGACAAAGGCCGGAGACACUUGGUGGGACAAGGCGAAGCUGCUAUGGAGAUACGGUGCUGCGCCACUUUGGACAAACAGGCUGAUGAAGAGUGCUGUGGGCAGAUUCUUCCAGAUGUAUGAUGAGCCAGUGUUUCCGUGGAAGAGCUUGGGCGACGCUGUCGAGCGAGUGGGGUUAUUGGAAGCCACUGGAGUGACGGGAGAACAGUAUCUCAAAGCAAACGGCAUUGGCGAGGCGUUCUCGAAGGAGAUCAUCCAAGCUAGCACUCGUGUCAACUACGCUUCGAAUCUGCCCUACAUUCACGGCUUGGAGACGAUGGUAUGCAUGGCAACAAAUGGAGCAAUGCAGAUCGAAGGAGGCAAUUGGCAGAUCUUCGCGCAUAUGUUGAAGGCCUCUCGCGCCAAUGUUCAUCUCAACACCUCUAUCGCCAGAAUCUCCAAGCAACAGGAUGGCAGCUACGAAGUCACUACAGCUGCCGGCCAGACCUCCGUAUUUGACGAAGUUGUCCUCGCAGCACCUCUUCAGUACUCAGAUCUUGAUAUCCAUCCUGCGCCACACCACGUCCCUGAUGAGAUACCUUAUACGAAGUUGUAUACCACUCUUUUUGCGUCACCUUUCAGGCUGGAUCAGAAAGCAUUCAAUCUAGAUGCAAAGACGCCUGUGCCACAAUACGUCCUUACUACGCUACCGCCAGCUGAGAUCCCAGUGGAUGGCGCCGGCUCGCCCAGCUUCUACAGUAUAUCCGUAUCCGAUGCUGGCCUCAACCCAGAGUCGUCUCCGAUUCGAUUUGAAUACAUCUACAAGAUCUUCUCACCCUUCCGUGUCAACGCCACAUUCCUCUCCCACAUCCUUGGCCAAGAUGUCUUCCCCGAGGAAGCCGAACACGGUAAUGUCAACGGAACCGUGAGCUGGAUUCAUCACAAGCUUUGGUACUCGUACCCGAGAGAAUACCCGCGUGUGACAUUUGAGGAGAUCAAGCUCGACGAUGGCCUGUGGUAUACUAGUGGUAUUGAGAGCUUUAUCAGCACUAUGGAGACAAGUGCAUUGAGCGGGAAAAAUGUUGCUAGAUUGAUCAAAGAUGAAUGGGUUGCCCAGGGACUUGAUGACAGUUAUUCGAAAGCUCGGAAAGAUGGCGCCGACGAUGAGCAGUAUCAACAAGAGCUAUAA